UAGUUAUUUUUGUGACUUCAUGAAACAAAAGUUUUUAAAAUAUUAUUCCUAUAUUCCGCAUAUAUAUGGUAUUGCAUUUAUUCUUGAUCCUCGUUUUAGACUUGCUUCUUUGGAGAAAUGUUUAGAUUACUAUUAUGCUUCUUUUUUUGGUCCAUUGCCUAUGUACGACGACAAGGCCAUAGACCCUAAACAACAAUUCCAAGAGGUUAGUAAUUUAUUAUAUCAAUUAUUUAAUGAGUUUCAUGCACAAUAUGGUAACGCACCCCCUCCCCCGCCACGAACAUCUUCUUCAUCUAAAGGAAAAUCAAUUUUCAAAUCUGCAUUUGGCAAUCUUAUGAAAAAAAGUAAAUCAACUCCGGUUAAUGAACAAAGCUCGAUCAACGAGCUUUCUUUGUAUCUAACAUUUCCUGUUGAUUAUGAAGAAGGGGAUGACUUUGACGUUCUUCAGUGGUGGAAGGAAAAAGAGAGAACGUUCCCGAUCUUAUCAAAGAUGGCUAAGCAAGUGCUAGCAAUGCCGGUAUCAACAGUUGCUGUGGAACAAGAGUUUAGUGCGGCCGGCAACGUCCUAACGGAUUAUAGAACGAGAUUAAGCGCAAACUCUCUUGAGACGCUUGUUUGCUUCCACGAUUGGUUGAAGGCCAAACGUAGAACUCAAGAAAUAAGCAUUGAACUCACUCGUCACUUUAUGGAAGAAACAACUGAAGAUGGAGGAAAUUCUAAUUGAUUCAUACUUCAUUACUUAUUAUAAAGUGUAUUUCAUGUUUUUAUUUUUGCUCAAUUUUCAAUUGUACUACAAAUAUCAAAUAAAUAUGUUUUACCCUUUUU
Molecule: messenger RNA, 825 nt
Organism: Cuscuta epithymum
Lineage: Eukaryota; Viridiplantae; Streptophyta; Magnoliopsida; Solanales; Convolvulaceae
Source: the annotation of a GenBank genome assembly